AAUGCUGUCACGAGGCGACUGGCGUUCUGCAUGAUUAUGUGUCAUUCCUUUCCGAAAAUGGAAGAUUAAUCGACACAUUGGUUAAUUUUCUAGAUGUCAUUGAAAAGAGCCCCAUGAUGCUUCCAAGCCCAGUAAUGUCAACCCCAUUUUCUGUCAAGGAUAUAUUGAAAUUGGAGCAGCAAUCUCACCACCUGCACAGCCAAUCUCUACAUCCAGCGCAUCAGCAAACACACUUGCACCCGGACUUGCAGCAACGUUUUCAGACACCACCAUCUUGCUUGCUCGGCGGUGGAGACAGCCCUAGUUUCUCGGAUAGUGAGGACAGGAUGUCUUUUCUGAACUCGCUCUCUGUGCAGGACAGCUUGGUAGAAAGUAGUCUUUCUCCACCGAUAUUUGUUCAUUCCGCUUUGGGACAUGUCGACCCCAAAUUAGAGGAAGAUCUGGAAGACCAGGAAUCCAAAAGCUGCGGCGCUGCCCUCCGUUCCACGGAAUGCGAAGCUGAGAUCCAUUCAGAUACAGAAAGAGCUCAGAGACAGAGAACCAGAAGGAAACCGCGAGUUCUCUUCUCUCAAGCGCAGGUCUUCGAGCUGGAGAGGCGCUUCAAGCAGCAGCGAUACUUGUCGGCUCCUGAGAGAGAACAUUUGGCUAGUACCCUGAAACUUACAUCAACGCAGGUCAAAAUCUGGUUUCAAAACCGAAGAUACAAGUGCAAACGGCAGCGGCAAGAUAAAACACUGGAGAUGGCAGGGCAUCAUCACCCACCGCCACCGAGACGAGUGGCAGUUCCAGUUUUAGUCCGGGAUGGCAAACCUUGUUUAUCUGGAUCGCAAAAUUACAACGCUACCUAUGCUGUCGGGCACAACCCAUACAGUUACAAUGGGUAUUCAACUUAUAAUAAUGCUGCAUAUACAAACGCCUACAACUGCACAUAUCCAAGUCUCCCAACUCUUUCAACAAACACAGCCGCCAAUCCAUUAAUGACCAUGAGUCUCAACAAUCUCGGAUCUCACUCCCAGCCCCAGUCAUCGCAAGGGACAUCAGUUUCACCAUGCCAAGGAACUUUGCAGGGUAUCCGUGCAUGGUAGUGCAUGGAAAAUCGCUACCCACCUGUACACUACACAAAUAACAAGCUUGACACUAAUGGCAGCCCAUUUUAGAUAUUUUGUUAUAAGUAAAGGUAUCAACCAACAGAGUAACAGUAUUGGACACUUUACAAUUUUGCGCAACAAAAGUACAACUGCUGAGUGCAUGUAAAUUAAGUUGUUUUCUGUUGAAAAUGUUUAUUGAACAUAAAGUUGUUAAAGCGCAGACAUCUCAAAACAUUGCAAAAUUGCAGACAACGCUACUCUGCGUUGGACCAAAUCUUGAAUAACAUUUGAAUAGAGGUUAUGGUACCCAUAUACCUAUGAAAAAGCUAUUUAUGCGUCAAGAAAGUGGGAAUUAUAUUGUUGGCUUCUUGCGUACAGUGCAAGUCAUCCUGUGUCUAGUGUUUAUGUUAUUGUUGCUUCGAUUUUUUAAAUUUAGAUGUGUGUUAUGCCUAGGGAAAUGGGGAAAGGUGAAAAAUAAUGGAAUUAGCAAAAAAAAAAAAAAAAGCAAAAUUCUAGGUCUGUUGAAUUCAUAAUGAUAUGUUCUAUAUGUAUCAAAAUAUGCAUUAAAAUUAGUAUGUAGCCAAAACGAUCAUCUAAUGCACACUGAAUCAGUAUUAACCUCCCCCACCAUCUUAAUCCUUUGCGGGGAUAUAAGUGGGUAACUGAAGGAACGCUAAGAUCCUUAUACUGAGUCUGAGUCAGUGUUUAAUGUCUGAUAACCCUUCUGUGCGCUUCCUCUUUCGGUUAUUUUGUUUUAUAAAAAAUAACAUUUUAUGUUUCUUGCCUUUACUUUGCAUGACAACAGUUAUAAAAUAAAGUCAGGAUAUUCAGUUUGAUCUAUAAUUAAAUGAAGCAAACGAUAUUUCAGAUAUAUUUGAAGUACUCAUUCGUUCACAUUUUCCCAAAACAAGUAUGAAAGCAAUUGUUGGUGUAGGCUAUUUAUGUUGAGGGAGGCCAGACACACUAUGCUUGUUGACGAA
Molecule: messenger RNA, 2068 nt
Organism: Electrophorus electricus (electric eel)
Lineage: Eukaryota; Metazoa; Chordata; Actinopteri; Gymnotiformes; Gymnotidae
Gene: nkx2.3
Product: NK2 homeobox 3
Biological process (GO): cell differentiation; regulation of transcription by RNA polymerase II
Cellular component (GO): nucleus
Molecular function (GO): RNA polymerase II cis-regulatory region sequence-specific DNA binding; DNA-binding transcription factor activity, RNA polymerase II-specific
Source: RefSeq, a predicted model, not a curated record